Molecule: messenger RNA, 4896 nt
Organism: Conger conger (European conger)
Lineage: Eukaryota; Metazoa; Chordata; Actinopteri; Anguilliformes; Congridae
Gene: trpn1
Product: transient receptor potential cation channel, subfamily N, member 1
Exons: 28
Coding region: 1-4896 (1631 amino acids)
Biological process (GO): GPI anchor biosynthetic process; calcium ion transmembrane transport
Cellular component (GO): membrane; glycosylphosphatidylinositol-N-acetylglucosaminyltransferase (GPI-GnT) complex
Molecular function (GO): protein binding; calcium channel activity
Source: RefSeq, a predicted model, not a curated record
AUGUCAGAAACGUCCUCAGUUAACUCCAGUUCGGUAGUUUCCAGCCAGCGAGUCUUGCAACUCGCCCUCCGCGGAGAAUGGAUUGCACUUGAACAGACAAUCAAAGGUCUGGACAAGGGAGACUCGGAAAUUUCUCAGUUCGACGAGGAGUCUGGUCUGAGUCUACUGAUGAUUGCAGUCAAAGAAAACCGUCAAACUGUAGUUGACAGGCUUCUGGAGUUGGGGGCAAGUCUUAGCGAGCGGACAAAGGACGGCCGGACAGCGUUGCACGUAGCCGCCGCCCACUCCAAGGAUGAUAUCGUGAAGCUGCUGGUGAGGAAAGCGGACCCCAACACUCCGGGAGGGGCCAAAGAUCAGCUUGCCCUGCACUUUGCAGCCUCCCGACCCACUGGUGCCCACAACACGGUCCAGACAUUACUCAAGUAUUCCUGCAAAGAAGCCCGCCUUAUACCAGACAAGGAUGGCUGCAUUCCAUUGUUCCUAGCUGUUGAAGCAGGGAAUGUUGGAAUCGUUAAGGAGCUGCUUGGAUCCUUGACAGAACCACAGCUCAGAGCUCAGAGAAAGGGGGCUGGAGACACUGCUGUCCACACCUGCUGUCGGAGAAAAGACACGGAAAUGGCAAAGCUCCUUAUGGAGCAUGGGGCCAAUGUGGACAUCCAGAACGAUGACGGACAGACACCUCUCCAUGUGGCUGCUUGGGAGGGGGAUGAACUUAUGCUCAAGUUUUUCUACCAGUGCAAGGCCAACCCCAACAUUGUAGACAAGUUGGACAGGUCCCCUUUGCAUAUUGCUGCAGAGCGAGGCCACACCAGUGUGGUGGAAGUCCUGACUGAAAAAUUCAAGUCCAAUGUGCUGGCUAGAACCAAGGAUGGGAGCACCCUGAUGCACAUCGCCUCACAGUGCGGGCAUCCAGACACUGCUCUGGCCUUCCUGAAGAGAGGCGUGCCCCUGCACAUGCCCAACAAGUCAGGUGCGGUCUGCCUCCACGCAGCGGCGAAGCGGGGUCACACAGCUGUAGUGAAGGCGCUGCUCCUGAAGGGGGCGCACGUGGACGCCACCACCAAGGACCGCCGCACCGCUCUCCACAUCGCCGUGCAGAGCUGCAAGCCCCUGGUGGUGCAAACGCUGCUCGGGUUCGGGGCCCAGGUCCAGCUCAAAGGGGGCCAGGCCUUGGAGACCCCUCUGCACAUCGCCGCCAGGGUGAAAGAGGGGGAGAAGGUGGCGGACAUGCUUCUCAAGAGUGGGGCGGAUGUCAACGCUGAACAAGAGAACGGCGAGACGGCCAUGCAUGUUGCGGCACGCCACGGCGGUCUGCAGAUGAUAAGGGCUCUGAUGGAGGACGGAGGGGACCUCACCUGCCGUUCCAAGGCUGGUGAGAACCCUCUGCACAUUGCGGUGCGACACUGCCACGCCCACGUCGUGCAGGAGAUCAUCUCUGACCUGGCCAAUAGGAAGUGCCGGAAGGAGGCCGAGCUCUGUGUCAGCCAGGAGAACCAGAAGGGUGAGACGUCCCUGCACCUGGCAGCAGGGCUCAAGCAGGAAGUGACCCACUCCGAGGGAGAGGACGUCCGCAUUAUCAAGAUGCUCAUGGAAUACGGGGCCGACAUCACCGCGGCGACCAAAGAGUCAGGGGAGACACCUCUCCAUUACUGCACCAGGGUGGGCAACACCGACGUGCUGCAGGAGAUGCUGAGCUCUGUCUUGCCCGGCCGGCUGCAGCAGGCCGUCAACAAGCACGCCAAGAACGGCUGGUCACCCUUGCUGCUGGCAGCGGAGAGGGGUCACACUGAGGUUGUGCGGAUCCUGCUGCAGAACCACGCCAGGGUGGACGUUUUCGACGAGCACGGCAAGGCUGCCCUCCACCUGGCCGCAGAGAACGGACACGAGAUGAUCGCUGACAUCCUGCUGUCCCACAAGGCCUUUGUGAACGCCAAGACCAAGCUGGGCAUGACCCCCCUGCACCUGGGGGCCCAGAACGGCUCCACCCGGCUGGUGAGGCUGUUGGUGGAGACGCACAUGGCCAGCAUCGACGCGCUCUCCCUGAGUAAGCAGACGCCCCUGCACUUGGCUGCCACCAGCGGACAGCUGGAGGUGUGCAGCAGCCUCCUGACCAUGGGGGCCGACAUCAACGCAGCGGACAUCCACGGCCAGACCCCGCUCCACCUGGCGGCGGAAAACGACCACUCGGAGGUGGUGACGCUCUUCCUGAAGCACCGGCCGGAGCUGGCCUCCUUGGCCAACAUGGAGGGGGCCACCUGCACCCACAUCGCCGCCUCCAAGGGCAGCGUGGCCGUCAUCAAGGAGCUACUCAAGUUCAACAAGGGAGGCAUGAUCUUGGCACACAACAAGACAAACAACUCCUGCCCGCUGCACCUGGCAGCCACUGGGGGCCACACUGAGGUGGUGAAGGUCCUGCUGGAGGCAGGAGCUUCAGCGGCCGAGGAGAACGCGGAAGGCAUGACGGCCAUUCAUUUAGCAGCGAAGAAUGGGCACACACACAUCCUGGACGUGCUUAAAGGCAGCAUCUCCUUAAAAACCAGCAGCACAAAGACAGGCCUGACUGCACUCCACGUGGCAGCCUGUUUUGGGCAGGUGGACUUUGUGAGGGAGAUGCUCACCAGGGUGCCAGCCACCUUGCGCAGCGAGGCCCAGAGUGGCAGCGGCUGGGAAGGGGCCCCUGGGCGCCAGCAGCCCCUGGAGUCAGGAUACACUCCUCUCCACCUGGCUGCACGGUCAGGCCAUGAGAGCCUAGUGAGGCUGCUGCUGAACUCCCCUGGUGUUCAGGCCGAUGCUGAGACUGACGUACAGGGCUCCACCCCGCUCCACCUGGCGGCGCAGAGCGGGCACACGGCCGUGGUGGGGCUCCUGCUCAGUCGCUCCAGCUCUCUCCUGCACCUGAAGGACCGCAGCGGACGCACCUGCCUGCACCUGGCCGCGGCCAACGGCCACAUCGCCAUGGCCCGGGUCCUGCUGGGCCAGGGGGCCGACAUCAACCACACCGACAAGAGCGUGUGGACUCCCCUGCACUACGCGGCCAAGUCCGGCUGCCUGGAGAUGGUGCGCUUCCUGGUGGAGAGCGGGGCGGUGGUGGGCCAGGAGUGCCGGGACGGCCGGACGCCCAUCCAGUACGCCGCGGAGGAGAACCACCAGAGCACCGUCAGCUUUCUGCUGCGGAGGAGCAACAACACCCUGCGACUGGUGGAGGACAGGAAGUUCAUCUUCGACCUGAUGGUGUGCGGCAAGCUGAACAGAAACUCGGUGAUCGAGGAGUUUGUGCUGUACUCGGCCGCCCCGCUGGACACGGCGGUGAAGCUGUCGCGUGCGCUCGGCCUGGCCGCGCUGCGAGAGAAGGAGCGCUCCAUGGACCUCCUGAACGCCGCACGCUACUGCGAGGCCAUGGCGGCCGAGCUGCUGACCGCCGCCGCGGGGGGCAAGAGCGCAGGCCCCAUCCUGCGGGCGCUGGACCAGCGAGGCGCCAGCGUGCUGGACUGCCUCAUCGAGGGCCAGCAGAAGGCCGUGGUGGCCCACCCGGCCGUGCAGAAGUACCUGACGGAGGUGUGGUACGGCAGCCUGACGUGGGCGUCCUGGAAGAUGGCCCUGCUCUUCUUCUGCCUGCUGCUGUGCCCACCCCUCUGGCUGGCUGUGUCCCUGCCCCUGCGCCACAACUUCAACACGGUCCCCAUCGUCAAGUUCAUGAGCCACCUGGUGUCGCACAUCUUCCUCCUGGGCCUGUUCAUCCUGAGCAUCGUGUACCCGCCGGUCAACCCCGUGUACCUGGGCCGGCUGCUUCCGGGCUGGAGCGAGUGGCUGCUGCUGGCCUGGCUGUCGGGGAUGCUGGUGUCGGAGCUGACCCAGCCGGGAGAGCGUACGGGCCUGGCCUGGAUACGAGUCCUGGUCCUGGGCUUCUCGGCGGUGGGCUUCUUCUGCCACCUGCUGGCGUUCGGGUUCCCCGCGCCCGGCCGCCUGCACUGCCUGUUCGCCCGCAACAUCUUCCUGGCGGUGGCCAUGACACUGAGCUUCGUGCAGCUGCUGGAGUUCCUCACCUUCCACCACCUGUUCGGCCCCUGGGCCAUCAUAAUCAGGGACCUGAUGAAGGACCUGGGCCGCUUCGCCGUCAUACUGGUCCUCUUCCACACCGCCUUCACCAUGAACCUCUCCGCCGUCUACCAGCCCGUGUACCCGCCCGACCCGUCAGCCGGGGGCAACGGCACCGAAACGCAGACCCCGCUGGACAUCUCCAUCCAGCUCUUCUUCGCCCUCUUCGGCCUGAUCGAGCCCGACUCCAUGCCGCCCCUGGGGCGGUCUCCGCCGUUCGCCGGGGUUGUGACGCACGUGGUCUUCGGGAUCUACCUGGUGGUGACGGUGAUCGUCCUGGUCAACCUGCUGAUCGCAAUGAUGAGUGACACGUACCAGCGCAUCCAGGCGCAGUCCGACACCGAGUGGAAGUUCGGGAGGGCCGUGCUCAUCCGGGACAUGAACCGCAAGUCUGGCACCCCUUCCCCGUUCAACCUCUUCACCAACCUCUUCUUCUACGUCAAGAUGCUCUGCAAACACGGAGGAAAGAUCUGCUCUUCCGAGGCCAGGGACCUCAUGUCCGAGGAGGAGGAAGUGGACGGGCUCUCAGACACUCGCUCCCUGGACGUGCUGGCACACACAUCCGUGGGCUGGAUGAGAAGCAACAAGAGAACUCAAAUUCUCCCAGAAGGUGGCUUCAGGACCUCCAGGCAGAGUGGACAGGUGCGUGUGGAGCAGGUGACGGACUGGCAGGCAGUGGCCCUACGUUACCUGGCUUUGAGGGGACAGAGUGACGGCACACUUCUGGAGAGGGACACUGCCCCACACAGGGAAGCAGGCGUGGCUCAACCACCCUGCAGCCUCUCAAACGCCCUCUCCUAA